GUGCUGGAAGUUUGCCUACUCUGGAAAAAAUAGGUGCUACAAAAACAUCUCUUAAAAAAGCAAUUUAAGAGCUACGAUUGUUCCUAGUGCUUGUGGUGCGAACACAUUAAACUGGGGUUCUUAGGUGUUGUACUAUGUUCCAAAAAAUAUGAACCAUUAAUUUAUAAUACUGCACUGGUAUCAGUAUUUGUGUUAUAUUUGCUAGCAGUCACACCAUAAUUAACUGGUCAUAUGAGACCAAGUAAGGCUGCAGCAGCAAAACUCCUGAGUAUAUUGAAGUUAGUUUUUUUUUUCUCUCACACAAAUAUAUCUUUUCAUUUUUAAGUAAAAAAAAAAAAAGCAUAUUUUCUUAUUAUUAUGUUAGUUAUGGAGUGCCACUUUAAAGCUCUAAUCUUGGCCAGUGAUCUAGGUCCCAAAUCCUGCAAGGAACUAAUUUUCUAUCUACAAAUUACUUUAAAUUAGACUUGUUAUGUAACUGAUGAGGCCUGUAGCAGGUAUUGAGAAGCUCUUAAUUAACACACUGUAUAAUUAAUAUGACCUGAUAAAAACAGUGUGCAGGAGCCUUGACUCUCAGUCAUUAAUGAUGACUAUAAAAAGUAUCUCCUUAUUAAAAUAUAAUUCCUUUUGAUAUUGUUAUGCUAUCAUUCCAUUAUCGUGAUAAAUCUCCAAGUGCUCUCUAUCCUGGUAUAUUACUUAAAUUGCUGCUUUACAUAAGAAUCAAAUCUAGGCUGUAUUUGCGUGACUAUAUUUAGAGUGGUGCUAUAAAAGGCCUGCUGUUUAACAUAUCUCCCUGGCAUAUGGUAUUAUGAUAAUUACGCAGCUAUUACUUCACUACAUGGGUUUGUGAAAUUGAAUGAGCGCCGGAGCCCGGGGUGAUUGUUGCUCCCACUAACCCCACCUCAAUCUUAGUGCAUGUCUAGUGUGACGAGAGUGCUACUGUGGGCAUGUGCAAGUUGGCCACCCCCCCAACACACACACACAUACCUUGCCAUCUGUUGACAUAUGCAGCUGUUCAAAAAUAGCCCUCUACCAGAAGCUUCUCUGAGUGGCCCACUGAUAAGCAGAGCAGGGAUCUUGUCCGUGAGAGUUGUUGUGCCUUUACCAUGACCACGUGUUGGCGGGCAGUAGUGCGAAACCACUGCAAGACUGUUUGAUUGGAUAGUUUCAGUAAUUCCGUCUUGUUUGUUGUGCUUUUUGACAACUGUCCAACUGAAAAUGGAGCCAGUUCCUGACCAGUUUAUGGAAUUCCACCCGAUCCAUGGUACAAAUGUCCGACUGGACGACUCAGGAACCCAGGCCACUCGUGUGGAGAGCUUUGCAAAUGCAGUGUGUUUCAGCAAACACCCCCUGAAGCCCGGGGAGAUUUUUCUCAUAGAGAUCGAGGAUAAGGAGCUUGGUUGGUGCGGCCACCUCCGGGUCGGCCUGACUGCCAGGGACCCCGGGAACCUUGAGGUGGUACCUGAAUACUCCAUCCCAGACCUGGUAGAUUUAGGUGACAGCUGGGUUUUCGCAAUCACUCGCAACCACAAUAAGAUCAUAGAGGAACUUGGAGCAGUCGGUCAAGAGGCUGGAGACGGAGGAUUGGCUGGGGGCCACAGGCUCGGACGAGGGGAGGGUGAAGAGAGACCUGGAGGCGAGGGAGAUGGAGGAGGAGACAGCAAACCAAAGACUUUCUUCACUGACUCUCACUUGUACAUUGAGAAUAUUCGCAUCCCAAGAGACAAGCUGGUCGGACGGAGCAGGCCUGGAUGCUUCAGCCACAUCUUGGAUGACUUGUACAAGACCAACGCCUUGCCUCCCACAGCCAGACGUAGCCGGAUAGGAGUACUGUAUGUGCCAAAAGGGCAAAACCUGGGUGAUAUGCACAUUGUCAUCAAUGGUGAGGACAUGGGAGCUUCUGCAAAGGGGAUCCCCACAAUCCCACCUCCCCAUGCUGUGGUGGACAUCUUUGCUGCUACUAAGUGUGUCCGAAUUGUCCAGGUGGAGUAUGGAUUUGAGUCUUUGCAGACAUUGUGUCGGAAAGCCGUCCAGAAACACAUAGUCCACAGGAUGGCCAUUGACUGGCUCGAGCUGCCAGAAGCACUGAAGCACUACUGCAAGUAUGAAUAA
Molecule: messenger RNA, 2109 nt
Organism: Centropristis striata (black sea bass)
Lineage: Eukaryota; Metazoa; Chordata; Actinopteri; Perciformes; Serranidae
Gene: neurl2
Product: neuralized E3 ubiquitin protein ligase 2
Exons: 2
Coding region: 1216-2109 (297 amino acids)
Biological process (GO): intracellular signal transduction
Molecular function (GO): ubiquitin protein ligase activity
Source: RefSeq, a predicted model, not a curated record